Molecule: messenger RNA, 381 nt
Organism: Monoraphidium neglectum
Lineage: Eukaryota; Viridiplantae; Chlorophyta; Chlorophyceae; Sphaeropleales; Selenastraceae
Exons: 7
Coding region: 1-381 (126 amino acids)
Source: RefSeq, a predicted model, not a curated record
AUGGUGCAGCCUGCCACACAGAAGGCCUCGCGGCUAGCCAGGUGGUGGAUGCGCACGCGCGACGUGCCGGAGGUGAUGCCGCUCUACGCGUGUCUUGCGUUUGCUGUCGGCAUCGCCGGCUACACUACGAAGAAGGUCUACUUCAAUGCCGACGCUGGGAGUUUCGUCAAUGUCAACACGAGGGGUGACCCCCUGGCUCAGGCUGAGGCUACCAAGUUGCCGGAGGACCCCUACGAAAAGAAGCACUCGGUGUUUUGGCACGUAGCGCAGAUCAAGGUUGACCGGGACGGCGCCAACGUUGGUGUGUUUGACAACCGGACGCGCCCCCACCAGUACAGCAAGCCCGGCUAUGAGGGCACCGGCGCCAUAGCGCCCCAGUAA